AUGAAGCACGCUCUUGAGAACACGUGGACACUAUGGUUCGAUAAUCCAAACGGGCGCCAGAAGCAGACGACUUGGGGACAGACACUCCGCAGUGUGUACACGUUCAACACGGUAGAAGAUUUCUGGUGUCUGUACAAUAACAUACUGACGCCUUCAAAAUUGAUAAUGGGAACGGAUUUCCAUCUUUUCAAAGAAGGGAUUCAGCCGAAGUGGGAGGAUGAGACGUGCGCGAAAGGGGGUAAGUGGACAUAUUACGUUCCGAAACAGAAGGAUGGGGGCGAGCUUGAUGAGUGCUGGUUGAAUCUACUCCUGUGUAUGAUUGGAGAACAGUUCAGCGAAUCGACGGAAAUCUGUGGAGCUGUUGUCAGCGUUCGACAAAAGCAACACCGUAUUGCUCUUUGGACGAAAACAGCGUCAAGUGAACCUGAGCAAACUGCGAUUGGGCGACAUUUUAAAGACAUCUUGGAGGUGCCCGAGAGCGAAAAAAUUGGCUACAUGGUACAUGACGAUGCGAUUCGCCUUGACCGCCGCGCUAAAGAUCGAUACACUGUGUGA
This is a messenger RNA of Ostreococcus tauri, 555 nucleotides long. RefSeq names its product Eukaryotic translation initiation factor 4E (eIF-4E), conserved site. Gene Ontology annotation, molecular function: RNA 7-methylguanosine cap binding; translation initiation factor activity. Gene Ontology annotation, cellular component: cytoplasm; eukaryotic translation initiation factor 4F complex. Gene Ontology annotation, biological process: translational initiation. The transcript has 2 exons. NCBI's taxonomy places the organism in Eukaryota, Viridiplantae, Chlorophyta, Mamiellophyceae, Mamiellales, Bathycoccaceae. The record is from RefSeq and is a predicted model, not a curated record. Bases 1 to 555 code for a protein of 184 amino acids.